This is a messenger RNA of Marasmius oreades (fairy-ring Marasmius), 864 nucleotides long. RefSeq lists its product as uncharacterized. The transcript has 4 exons. NCBI's taxonomy places the organism in Eukaryota, Fungi, Basidiomycota, Agaricomycetes, Agaricales, Marasmiaceae. The record is from RefSeq and is a predicted model, not a curated record. Bases 306 to 560 code for a protein of 84 amino acids.
AUCUUAUGGGGUGAAACCUCCACCAGUCGUCGGCAACUUCUACGUACCAAGUCUUCCAAGACAGUAACGGAGUAUUACGACUGGUUACCUCACCGGCCUCGAGGCUGCCUCGCGGUCCCCGUCAGAAAACAAUGAGCCAUCUAAUCUAUAAAAGCCGACCGCUUUUUCCGUUAUCCCCCCAUCCUAUUUCUCUCUCCAUCUCAUAUCUCCUCUCUCGUCUGCGGCUGACUUGAAGACCAUACAGAAUCAUUGUUACGGACAUCCACCGACACUCUUAUCUCCAAGCAACCUAACCGACUUCUGAAAUGUCUUCUGAAGAUAUCAUCCCCGGUGACAUCGUCGCUGUCAACCAUGGAUAUAGCGGCCGUCGUGAAGGCCUCGUUGUCGGCUCUCAUGUUGACUACGCUGGCCGUCAAAUCAUCGAGGUUCAGUUGGAUGGGGACGUCUUCCAUGCAUGGUACCCCACCGUAACUCGCGUCAAACGCACUGUUCAAUACUCUAGACCCACUCUUCCAAGGGUUCCUCACCAACGUACCAUUGAACGUCGUAUCUACUGGUGAUUCCACCAGUUCUGGGAACCGUCGAAUCUGGUUUUCUUUUCAGUUGAAAUUAUAAUGGCUAUCCGCGACACCCCACCGCUCCGAACUCCUCUUUUUUCCCAACCAGGUCAUGUACGCGUUAACGAUGAACAGUGGGACAAAAAGCUUGGUUUAUUUACGGUGCGAAUGAGAAAGGAGAAACGACGACUCGAUCUGCAAUUGCCUGGAUUUUUUUCUGUAUCUAUUGUGUAGUUGUAACUUAUAUCGCUCUCCCUUUCUGUUGAACCAUGUUUGCUUUACGAUGCGAUGAAAAUUGAGGUACCGC